AUGAUUUUGAGAAAGAAUUCAAAGUACGAGUCAAGAAGACAAAUGUUGUAUGAACUUUCUAAGAAGGCAGAACUUCAAGAGUUGACUUAAACCAUAUUAGAUGAUAUGGAGGAUCUUUAAUAUUUAUAUAAAUCAUAUUCAUAGAAUUAUUUUGAUAGAAACACUGUUGAAAUUCUAGGAGAUGAUCCUAUAUUGAAAGGAUAAAAACUAAUGUAAAAGAUACUCGACAGGGAUAACUAUGAUUACAAAGAGAGAAUAAGGAAAUCUUUAAUAAAUUUGCAUUGUUCAAAUUCAAUAUUCCCUGAAAUAAUCCACUUUUUAAGAGUGGAUAAUAAUUGCAUUGAAAUAAAGUACUGCAAUGAACUUGAAAGAGAAUUACUCAAAUAUGACUAAGAGAAACUAGAAAGAACGGAAGUUUAUAAUCAAGUUGAAGAAGGUUCAGACCAAACUCUCAUUUUAAUUCAUUUAAUGUGUUUAAAAAAUAGGAUCACAAAUCAAUAGGAUUUUUUAACAUAUUUCAAUACAUCAAAAGAUUAUCAAGCAAUAAAGGAUUUACAUGCCAAAUGUUAAGAUUUGGAGUUUAAUUAUUUGGAGUAAACUACACAAUAAAUAAUAAAUAUCGUGUCUGACUUUUAUUAAUUAUUUUCGACCUACUGUUAAAUGAUUAAACCUAGACAAGAAAAAUGUACAAAGCUGAUCUUUAGAGUUCUACUUUAAUUAUUAUUGUAUUAGAACAUUAUCAUACCUGAAUUACUGAGAUUUAUGAAGAUGAUCAGAAAUAGUUCAGUUUACAAUGUUUCAUAUAGUUUUGGAAUGAUUGUGGUUAAACCUACUGUAAAGCUCUUGGCUUAGAUGAGUUAAAUUCCUCAAAUUAGUAAUCAGGUUGAAUUAUUAAAAAUCAAAAAAUUAAAUUUAACUUCUAAUUUACCUAAAUAUGAAAAUUUCUAUAGAUAAGUUUUGAUCCACUUCCCUAAUAUUUUAUAAAUAGAUACGAAUUAAGUUAUUGUGAAUUACCUAGAAAAGCUAACUUAAAACUAUCACCGACAUAUUGUUGUUCUGGAGGAUAUCUACUUGAGCACAGAAUUUUCGUAAAUGAUGGAUUUGAUUGAUAAAAUUUGUGGAGUGUAGAUUAAAUUCAUUAUGAAUUUGGAUGUCAAUUCUGAAGAGGAGUUUGAGGAUUAUGGAACAAAUGUAUUGAAGAUUGGAACUAUGUUAUUUCAAUUGAGAGAAAAGAUAUUUUAAAAUAAUAAUUCUACUAAACUCAAACAAAAUAAUGAUCUUAUAGAAAAAUUCAAGAAAUUCUUAUAACAUGAAUCACAACAUGAAAGAUCAUUUUCUCAUUUGUUGAAAUAUAUUGUUUGUAAUAAAAAUGAUUUAAUGGUUGAUAUUUCUGAUAAUUAUGACUAAGAACUAUUGGAAGAUCAGAGAUUUUAAGAGUUCUUGUAGAAUUUAGACAAUAACGAAGUUCAAUUAGAUUGUGAUAAGGGAGAGACUGAAAAUGAAAUACUUUUCAAUUAAAUUAAAUUAAUUUAUCAUCAACGAGAAUAACACUUGGAUUUGUUGAAAUAAUUAAAUGGCAAUUAGCGUUGCGAUUAAUUGAUGAAGGAUUUGUAGAAGAGUGAAUUACAACACAAAGAAUAUUUGGUCAAACUUUUGGUGUGCAUUCAAUACUAAAUAUAUAUAUGA
Messenger RNA from Paramecium octaurelia, 1686 nucleotides. Lineage: Eukaryota; Ciliophora; Oligohymenophorea; Peniculida; Parameciidae. The record is from the annotation of a GenBank genome assembly.